Molecule: messenger RNA, 1137 nt
Organism: Arachis ipaensis
Lineage: Eukaryota; Viridiplantae; Streptophyta; Magnoliopsida; Fabales; Fabaceae
Source: RefSeq, a predicted model, not a curated record
AUGACGCUAACACCGUACAGGGGGAUCGGAGAUCCUAAAGUCCACAUUAUAAAAUUUGAAUCCAUGAUGUUUCUUAACAGUGACUCCGAUCCUAUCUUGUGCCGGUCAUUCCCAACUUUUUUAGAUGGAACCGCACUGUUAUGGUUCUCUAACCUACCUGCAGGUUCCAUCUCUAGCUUUGAUGAAUUUGCUAAACUGUUCAUUAACCAUUUUUCAGCUUCCAAGAUUUAUGUAAGGGAUUCAGAUUACCUUAGCACAAUCAAGCAAGGACAACAUGAGAGCCUGAAGGAUUACAUGACGCGUUUUACGAUAGCUGCCAUGAAAAUCCCUGACCUUAAUCCAGAAGUACAAUUGCAUGCCAUAAAGAGCGGACUUUGGCCUGGGAAGUUCCAAGAAGUAAUAGCGGUGGCAAAACUAAAGACAUUAGAGGAAUUCCGAGAAAAAGUGACAGGACAAAUUGAAGUUGAAGAACUACGGGAAGCUCGGAAAGUUGAAAGAUCGGCAAGAACAUAUCAGGAUCAGAAGUAUGUAGACGAAAGUAAACACUGUGCUUUUCAUCAGAAGUUCGGUCAUAUCACCGACGAAUGUGUAGUGGCCAAGGACUUGCUAGAAAGAUUGGCAAGACAAAACCUACUAGACAAAUACGUCACUUCCCGAGGACAGAAAGAAGCAGCAGGAGAUUUGGACAAGCCGAGAUAUAACUCGGAGAGCAAAGACAAAGAUCCAUGGCACGGACAUGUUGAAGUCCCUACCUUCAAAAGGGUAAUAAACCAUAUUUCAGGUGGUUUUGUAGGCGGAGGAGCGACUUCCACCACCAGGAAGAGAAGCUACCGAGCUAUGAUGACGAUGAACAGAUCUCAUCCCAGCAGUUCUACCCCAUUUUCAGCUUCUCAAAUCACCUUCAGUGCAUCCGACCUAAGGACAUCGUAUCCAAAUAUGGACGAUCCCGUGGUGAUAUCAGUGGAUAUAGGGGAACUAACAGUGAAAAAAGUCCUCCUUGUCUCCGGAAGCAGCGCUGAUGUCUUGUUCUACUCGACGUUCAAAAAAAUGCAACUCAGCGACAAAUCAUUGCAACCCUCACCUAGAGAACUGGUAGGGUUCUCCGGGGAGAGGGUGCCAGUAUCAAGUUAUGUCUAG